AUGGAGCAAGGCUCACCGCUGCACCGGACGUCGACGAACAACUCCGAGAGUGCUCUGGACGACACUUCUUCUCUGACAGCGGUAUAUUCAGGCUCUUCUUCCGUCACAUCGUCCAGACCGCCAGUGUCUCUUGGUCGGCCGCCCUCAACACAUUCGCUACUGGCAUCACACAAAAACCCUGAAGUCCGCAAGGCUCCUCAAGCCGAGACUACCAAGGCUUCGGCCGAUCGUUCUAGUAUAAGUAUGCCACCUCCCUCAUCCGCGCCUACCAUCAACAGGAGACUGUCCACCUCCUUAAACUCCUUAAGGUCUCAGAGAAAGUCUCAAGAUGACGCUAGAAGUCCGCCCGCUUCAGUCAAGAGCCUGGAUGCUCCCAUUCUUGCGACCUCGCCCACCACUAUACAGGUUCCAACAACUGCAUACGACCCUACCGUGGUCACCACUGCCUCCACCUCAACAUCCCCAGGCGCCCCUGUGCUUUCACCUCCUGUUUUCGAUCCGAGUAUGUCUAAUCCUUCAGAUCUAGUAUCAUCACAGGCCACACUUGCGCCGUCAGGCACCAAGAGCGAAUCUUCGAUCCCCGCUGGACAAACCUUAGGAUCUGCCUCUAAGACGGAUGGAUCCGAGACUGUUUUGCCCAAUAGGGCUCCUCGAGUAACCAAACCUCGCUCAAUCUCUUCUAGCCGACGUCUCAGUGGAACCGGCUCCUCCAAGAAUGACGCUGGAAGUACUGAAAGCAAGAUAUCAAUGGGAAAGAUCGGAGUUUGUGCCCUUGAUGUCAAAGCCCGAAGUCGUCCUAGUCGUCAAAUCCUGACGCGACUCCAAGGCAAUGGUGAUUUUGAAGUUAUUGUCUUCGGUGACAAGGCUAUUCUUGAUGAAGACGUGGAGAACUGGCCUAUCUGUGAUUUCCUCAUCUCAUUCUUUUCAGACGGCUUCCCUCUGGACAAGGCCAUCGCAUACGUUAAAUUGCGGAAACCUUUUGUGGUGAACGAUUUACCCAUGCAAAAGGUUCUGUGGGAUCGUCGACUGUGCCUCAAAAUCUUGGAUCAGAUGCAGAUCCCCACCCCUAGACGCAUUGAAGUCAAUCGAGACGGAGGCCCACGGUUAGAGUCGGCUGAACUUGCGCAGCAUGUCUACAAUAUGACCGGAGUUGUGUUAGAAGGCCCCGAAGAUGGCACGGGUGGCGGAGCACCUCCGGCAAAAUCUGUCGAGUUGACAGAUGAGGGUGACACAAUCAUUGUUGAUGGCAGAUCACUGAAGAAACCCUUUGUCGAAAAGCCUGUCAACGGGGAAGACCACAAUGUCAUCAUCUACUUCCCUAGAUCUCAGGAGGGCGGAGCAAGGAGACUCUUCCGGAAGAUCGGCAACAAGUCGUCCGAGUACGAUCCUGAUCUUGUUGUACCACGAUCCAUUACCGAACCAGGAAGCAGCUACAUCUACGAACAAUUUCUGCGGACCGAGAAUGCUGAAGACGUGAAGGCGUACACUGUUGGACCCGACUACUGCCAUGCAGAAACAAGGAAAUCGCCUGUCGUUGAUGGCCUAGUUCGCCGCAAUACACAUGGGAAGGAACUCAGGUAUGUUACCAAGCUCACCGAUGCCGAAAGAGAAAUGGCUGCAAAGGUCGCUCGAGCUUUUGGUCAGCGUAUUUGUGGCUUUGAUCUGCUGCGCACCGGGACUUCCAGCUACAUCAUCGAUGUCAAUGGUUGGAGCUUCGUCAAAGAUAAUGAAGACUACUACAAUGAUUGCGCCAAGAUUUUGAGAGGCAUGUUCGUCACUGAGAAGCUCAAGCUGGAGAACGGUUGGACUGAGGAACCAUCCCCGGAGUCAAAUGGUGAACUUCCACUACGCCGCCAGGGCACCAAUCACCCUCAUCGUUCGGCACUAAAGACGAUCUUGAAGUCACCAAGCAUGAAUAAGCUCUCUCAGCACCUGCCUCACUCCAACAGACAUCAUCAGUCAACGGCUGGUCCCUCGUCGAGAUCCUCGACACUGACAACUCCCCUUAGCUCUCCGCCAACCAUGGAGAAAAGCUCCAACGCACAGGUUAUGCCGAGAGCUGUGGAUAAUCCCGAAAUGCUACCUCCCCCAGCGGUGCAUACGGCAUCUGUGGGGCCAGCGGCAGGAGAGCUGAUGACACCCGCGAAGGAACCAGAGGCACAAGCUCCGAUGCCCAGUUCAAAACAUUCUUGGAAGCUCAAGGGCUUCGUGACCGUCAUCAGACAUGCGGACAGGACUCCAAAGCAGAAGAUCAAAUUUACUGCACAUUCUCAAGUGUUUGCUGAUCUUCUUAAAGGUCACCACGAGGAAGUACUACUUAAGGGUGAGGCUGCAUUAGCGAGUGUCGAGGCCGCAGUCAGGACCGCACAAAAGGAUCACCUCGAAGACCCAGAUAAGUUGCGUAAUCUGCGAGUCGCCCUUGCGAAAAAAGGCUCCCAGCCUGGUACAAAGGUCCAAAUUAAACCAAUGUUUCGAAAGCGGAAGCCGGAGGAGAUGCAGGCAAACUCCAUGGACCCAACCAACCCGAGCAGUCCGUCCGUGCUGUCGAUACCAGAGACAGAACCGUUCCAGAUUCACGACUCGCCGCUUGCCGACCGUUCGGGCUCGAUACCGGAUCUCAAAGAUCCUAACCAAUUGCAUCGACCACAGACGAGGAGUGACUCCAUGUCAGGAGCGACCUUUUCGAGGUUCUCGGCGGCGGAGAACGAUCUUGUCCUGGACAAAUUGCAGCUGGUCAUGAAAUGGGGAGGAGAACCAACGCAUUCUGCUCGUUACCAGUCUCAGGACUUGGGAGCUAACAUGCGUGACGACUUCAAGUUGCUCAAUAGAGAGGUACUAAAUGAUGUUCGCCUAUUCACUAGCUCCGAGAAACGGGUCAAGACCAGUGCGCAAAUUUUCGCUGCUGCGUUCCUCGAUCGUCAAGACAUCCCAGAAGACUUUAUUCAAGUUCGCAAAGAUCUUCUGGACGACUCAAACGCGGCCAAGGAUGUCAUGGACAAAGUCAAGAAGAAGCUUAAGCACCUUCUUCGUGAAGGCAGUGUCCCUGAAGCCUUUGCAUGGCCCAAGGAUGUUGCGUCCCCGUUUGUGGUCAUGCAGAAUGUCAUCGAUCUCCUGAAGUUUCACCGGAAAGUCAUGAGGCAUAACUUCAAGAAGCUCACUAGCGGGGCGGUCGCAUCACUCGCUGCAAUCAAUGGCGGCUCAGAAUCGAAGGACUCGAGCAAAGAGGGCGUGUCUGUUGCUUCCAUUCAGUCCAGAUGGUGUACUGGAGAAGAUCCAGAACUCUUUAAGGAGCGCUGGGAGAAGUUGUUCUCCGAGUUCUGCGACACUGAGAAGGCUGAUCCCAGUAAGAUCUCCGAGUUGUACGACACGAUGAAAUAUGACGCACUUCACAACAAGCAGUUCCUUGAAUGGGUCUUCACACCUAGCCAAUCGCUGCUGGACGAUCUUGCCAAAGAGGAGAAUCUUGCUGCAUCUACCAGUCCGGUUGAACAAGAGCAGAUCGAGGGUUCCGUCUCACCUUCGAGUAAAAGCCGUCAGGAGAGCACUGCGUCUGUUGCGGGUAGUCUCUCAGACAAACACUCUUUUGCUCACAAGAUCGGUCUGAGGAGACAGUCUAUUCUGAAGCAGCCUGUGGCAGCUCCACCACUUAAUUCGUGGGAACAGGGGGCUUCUUACUUCAAGCUCUUCAGUGGGUCUUCUGAGAGCAAGUCGAGCCUCGAUCAGCGCCUUGGUCGUUUGAGGGAGCUGUAUCGGUACAGCAAAAUCUUGUUCGACUACAUCGGACCGCAGGAGUACGGUAUCAGCGAUGAAGAGAAAUUGGAGAUUGGCCUCUUGACAUCACUCCCACUACUACGAGAAAUCGUGGACGACCUCGAGGAGUUGCAGGCGUCCAGCGAUGCAAAGUCCUUUAUCUAUUUCACCAAGGAAUCCCAUAUCUACACACUGCUUAACUGUAUCAUGGAAGGCGGAAUCCAUACCAAGAUCAAGCGGUCCACCAUUCCAGAACUGGACUACCUUUCUCAAAUCUGCUUUGAAUUGUACGAGGCCAAGGACGCCGACACAGCCGAGUCCACCUAUUCAAUCCGCAUUUCUAUAUCGCCUGGCUGCCACACCAUCGAUCCUCUCGAUAUAUCUCUUGAUUCUAAACAUGCCAUUGGAUCAGCCCCAAGGCGAUCGUUGACCAAUCAUCAAGAUUGGAAAGAGGUUAUAUCAACGCUGAAAGCGAAGUUCAACACAGUCCAGUUACCGAAGAGUUUCCUCGCCGUCAACGUAAGUGACAAGCAUGAACAAGAGGCCGAGAGAAGAGCGAGUUAUUUGCAAAGUGAGGCGGCGAGAGUGAAGCAUGAGCGCGGUGAGCACGAGGAGGCAACUGUCAUUGGCAGCCAAGACAACAGCGCCCCUGGCGAAGAAGCAGUGACUUCUGGCGAUGUGACUGGGCCUGACUCGGUUGCAAUCACUAGAGAAUCAUGA
Molecule: messenger RNA, 4470 nt
Organism: Exophiala spinifera
Lineage: Eukaryota; Fungi; Ascomycota; Eurotiomycetes; Chaetothyriales; Herpotrichiellaceae
Exons: 3
Coding region: 1-4470 (1489 amino acids)
Biological process (GO): inositol metabolic process; inositol phosphate biosynthetic process
Cellular component (GO): cytosol
Molecular function (GO): inositol hexakisphosphate kinase activity; diphosphoinositol pentakisphosphate kinase activity; 5-diphosphoinositol pentakisphosphate 1-kinase activity
Source: RefSeq, a predicted model, not a curated record